AUGAUGAUAAUAUGGACUUUGUGUUUAAUCUUUUUCCUUUCUGAUUCAACACUUGUUUUUGCUUCUCCUGCUAAGCACUUGUGUCGUCCAGACCAAAAGGAUGCUCUCUGGAAAUUCAAGAGUGAGUUCUACGUCGAAGGGUUUCAUUCUGAUGGGACGCCGGUCAACAAGAAGACGGAGAGGUGGAGGAACAACACUGAUUGCUGUUCUUGGGAUGGUGUCUCUUGUGAUCCUAAGAAAGGCGUGGUGGUGAAGUUAGACCUCGAGGACAGUUUUCUCAAUGGCCCUUUGAGAUCAAACAGUAGUCUGUUUAGACUACAACAUCUCCGGAGUCUGAAUCUUGACAACAAUACCAAUCUUUAUGGUGAUCUACCGGAUUCCAUCAGCAACCUCAAAUAUUUGAGGGUUUUGAGUCUUGCCCGUUGCAAUCUUUUUGGAAAGAUUCCUUCUUCACUCGGAAAUCUUUCCCAUCUCACUAAUCUUGGUCUUUCUGGUAAUGGUUUCACCGGCGAGCUACCAGAUUCCAUGGGCAACCUAAACCGACUAAGAGAGUUGCGUCUUGACAACAACAAGCUCGGUGGUAACUUUCCUCUUCCGCUACUCAACUUGACCGAGCUCACCUUCAUCUACCUUGGUUCUAACCGGUUCCAAGGUAUGCUCCCAUCUAACAUGAGUAGCCUCUCCAAAUUGGUGUCUUUUCAUAUAGAAAAGAAUUCAUUUCAUGGAUCUGUUCCGUCGUCUCUCUUCAUGAUCCCUUCAAUAUCUGAGCUUGCAAUGGGAAGUAACGACUUCAGUGGCACUCUUGAGAUUGGGAAUAUCUCUUCACCAUCUACACUUAUUGCUUUAUCACUUCCGGAAAACAAUUUCAAAGGGCCAAUCCCGGAUUCUAUAUCCAAACUAGUCGGGCUCUUCUAUCUUGACCUAGCUUUAUGGAACACGGAGAAGGCUACGGUCGAUUUCAGCGUUUUCUUGCCUCUCACGUCACUUAUUUUCCUUGACCUAUCUUAUAUCAAUACAAGAAGCAUGUUUGACUUGAGUCUUUUCUCAAGUUUCAUGUUACUUGGUUAUUUAGAUCUUUCAGGGAAUAAUCUGAAGAUAAGUGAACCUCUCAGUCUUCCCUUACCUAUAGGAACCUUGGCUUUAUCAUCCUGCAAGAUUGUUGAGUUUCCCAAGUUUCUUCAAAACCAAACCAUUUUGCUAUAUCUUGACCUUUCUCGCAAUCAAAUUGAAGGUCAAGUGCCAGAGUGGCUAUGGAGCCUGCCAGAGUUGCGGUACGUAAACAUCUCUCAGAAUUCUUUCAGUGGCUUCGAAGGAUCAGCGGAUGUUAUUCAAAGAAGCCAGAUGCUGCUGCUUGAUAUCAGUUCUAACGAGUUCCACGAUCCGUUUCCUUUGUUACCAAACACUACAAAGUUCUUUCUAGGCUCCAAUAACCGGUUUUCAGGAAAGAUUCCUAGAGAAACAUGCGGUUUGGUUUCUCUUGAGUCGCUUGUUUUAUCCAACAACAACUUCAACGGUUCCAUUCCUCGGUGUUUUGAGCAUCUCAGCACUAGUCUUUCGGUCUUGCAUCUUCGGAAUAAUAGCCUCUCUGGUGUUUUUCCAGAGGAAUCUAUUAGUGCUCCCUUGAGAUCACUUGAUGUUGGUGGCAACAAGCUAUCAGGAAAGCUUCCCAAGUCUCUCAUCAACUGCACUUCUCUCGAGUUUCUGAACUUGGAAGACAAUAACUUCAAUGACACGUUUCCUCACUGGUUGAGGUUUCUGCCGAAUCUGCAGAUUCUUGUCCUUCGUUAUAACGAGUUCCACGGGCCAAUAUCUUCUCCUGGAGGUUCCUUGAGUUUCCCCAAGCUGCGGAUCUUUGACAUUUCGGAAAACCGCUUCACUGGAGUCUUGCCAUCUGAUUACUUUGCCGGUUGGGGUGCAAUGUCAUCGGUCUUAGACAUUGUAGAUCGAAUGCCGAGUAGGUUUGAGGGACGUGACUCUGGAAACUAUCGAAACUCUGUGUCUAUGACUGCCAAAGGAUUGACGAUGGAGCUGGUUGGGAGUGGUUUCACAAUCUAUAAAACCAUUGACGUCUCUGGAAACAGAUUCCAAGGAGAUAUCCCCGAAUCCAUAGGUUUACUCAAGGAACUGAUCGUGCUCAACAUGUCAAACAACGCUUUCACAGGACAUAUACUACUAUCUCUUGCGAACUUGAGCAAUCUCCAAUCAUUGGAUCUAUCUCAAAACCGAUUAUCCGGAAGAAUCCCGCCAGAGCUCGGGAAACUCACGUUUCUAGCGUGGAUGAACUUCUCUUACAACAACCUUGAAGGUCCAAUACCGCAAGGCACUCAGAUUCAAAGCCAGAAUAUAUCUUCAUUCGCAGAGAAUCCUGGGCUAUGUGGUGCUCCUCUCAAAGAAACCUGUGGAAAAAAAGAAGAAGAAGCAACAGAACAAGAGCAAGAUGAAGAAAAGGAAGAAGAAGAAGGUCAAGCAUUUAGCUGGAUCGCAGCUGCAAUAGCCUACGUACCUGGUGUUAUCUGUGGUCUCACCAUCGGUCACAUUCUCUUUUCAUGUAAACCUUACUGGUUCGUGAGGAUCUUUCACUCUUUUACUUGA
Molecule: messenger RNA, 2592 nt
Organism: Microthlaspi erraticum
Lineage: Eukaryota; Viridiplantae; Streptophyta; Magnoliopsida; Brassicales; Brassicaceae
Source: the annotation of a GenBank genome assembly